AUGGAUCGCUAUUCCUUUGCGGCGUUCAUCUGCCAGGUGGUCAUCUCGAUGGCCGAGCCUGUCGCUGAAGUGAUUGCAGCUGCAGUCAGGAAGGGUUUCAAGUUGCCGGGCGAGCUCAAGAACGACGGCGGUCUCCUACUCGAGCUCUUCAAGUGUGUCACCGAAGAAAGUGCAGCAUGGAGGAUUUUCCUCAAGGAGGAAAUGAUUUAUCUCUUGGUUGGGGAACGACUGCAACAACUCCACGCCAACGAUGAAAGCCGCACAGUGGAGAAAUGGCAGAAGGACGACAGGGAGAAGGUGCGACAAGGCGGAAGAUCCAUGUCUGCCCCGAAGCGUUUAUUCUUCAAGUCGAAAGGGCGGCAACACGAAAUUCGUCAAGUCGGUCGAGUCAAGGAGGCGAAAGUGACCAUCGAAUGCCGAAAAUGCGACAACAAGGCAGAGUGCAGCACGAAGUACGGACCACCACUCUGCAUCGCAUGCUCGAAGGAAUAUGGGUCGUGGGAUGAGGAGGCGGCGCCAGCAGAAGAAGUCCCGCUCGACUUCAUCGUGCUGUUGGCCGACGCGGAGCGCGAAGCCCAAGAAUACGCGGCCCUCGAUCCCCGCGAGCUGUACGCGACCGUGCACGAGUACCAGACGGUCGGCCGGCGUGCCCUGAUGGAGGCGGUGAAACUGAAGACGGAAGCGCGUGUCGAUGCCUUACGGGCUGUGGCUGAGCUGUUGUCCGACGCCGGUACGACUCCAAUCGAAGGACUGCCCAUCGAGUUCAUGGUUCUGUGCUCGGAUGCCGCUAGAGAAGCCGAAGAAUACGCUGCACUGGAUUCUCGCCAGUUGUACGAGACCGUCCACGAAUACCAAACGACCGGCCGUCGGAAUAUGAUGGAGGCGGUGAAGCGGAAGACAGAAGCCCGUUUUGACGCGCUACAAGCUUUGACUGGGCAGAUGCCACGUCCGUUUUCCUGGCUCUUUGUCAACACAACAUCGCCCCCCUGCCUCCCCUCCGACAGCAGCGACGGAGACUCGUGGAAGAGUGGCAUGAUGCUCGAGAACCGUGCCCACGAGAAUGACGGCUCGGAGAUCAAGACAAGGCAGGGCGGAAGUCGGCCCAACAGUUCGAUAGCCAAGGAAGAACAGGCGAAAGAGCCGCAACACAAAAUUCGCCAAGUCGGUCGAGUCAAGGAGGCGAAAGUGACGACUGAAUGCCGAAAAUGCGACAACAAGACAGAGUGCAGCACGCAGUACGGACCACCACUCUGCAUCGCAUGCUCGAAGGAAUAUGGGCGGAUCUGCCGAAACGCGAAGGCAUCCAAGCGACGCUGCACAUGUACCCCGAAGAGGACCUGUGCCUGGUGCCGAUACGACGAAUGGAUGCAAAUCGGCUGCAAGGAGGCGCAGCGC
This is a messenger RNA of Mesorhabditis spiculigera, 1395 nucleotides long. The record is from the annotation of a GenBank genome assembly. NCBI's taxonomy places the organism in Eukaryota, Metazoa, Nematoda, Chromadorea, Rhabditida, Rhabditidae.